AUGAAAACACUUAUGCCAGUCAAGAAAGUUCCUAAGGCUACUCCCAAGGUUUUGGUGAAACCGGUUCAACCAGAAAGCACCGGAAAUUCAAAGGAGGUUGUCGACUCGCAGAGGAAGAAGAUUCUGAUGUCCAAAGAGAAGGCUCGUAAAACCUUUGAUGUGAUCCAACAGAAGGACAGACGCAGUGAGAGCAACAAAGCUGAGCUCCAGGAGGCUCCUGUGAUCUCUCCCAGGGUCAUUAUGGUGAAACCGGCCUCACCAGAGAACAUCAUCGAAUUCCAGGAGCUUGAUGAUGUUCAGAAGGAGAGUCACAAGGUUCUGAUGUCCAGAGAGAAGGCUCAUAGAAGCUUUAACAUGACCCAACAGAAGAACAGGAUUCUGAUGUCCAAAGAGAAGGCUCGUAAAACCUUUGAUGUGAUCCAACAGAAGGACAGACGCAGUGAGAGCAACAAAGCUGAGCUCCAGGAGGCUCCUGUGAUCUCUCCCAGGGUCAUUAUGGUGAAACCGGCCUCACCAGAGAACAUCAUCGAAUUCCAGGAGCUUGAUGAUGUUCAGAAGGAGAGAGAGAAGGCUCAUAGAAGCUUUAACAUGACCCAACAGAAGAACAGACGCAGUGGGAGCAGCAGAGCUGAGGUCCAGGAAGCUCCUGUGUCCUCGCACAGGGUCAUUAUGGUGAAACCGGCCCGACCAGAAAACACCAUACGAUUGCAGGAGGGUGACCUGGUAAAGAGUGUGACGAGUGUGGAGCUCCACUCCGCAGAGAGGACCACACAGAGAGACCCUAUCCAGGACCAGCAGCAGAGUGACAGUCGACUUAAUAUGGAGACAAAGGCUAAAGACAGAGAGCCCGCUCCGAUACAGACUCCCACGUCUACUCGCUGUGACGCUGUAGACGAGAGGCUCAAAGACAGGCCUAAAAGGAAAUUUUGGAUAAAGAGAACAGCCAAAGUUCAGCCUCUGAACGACUCCACACUGCCCCCUACUGAAGAUGAUUUUGUCCCAAAGAAGAAGAGGAAAAACAUCUUCAGGAGGGCGUUUUCAUUGCUCAAACGCUGCAGCUGUUUUAAUUAA
Molecule: messenger RNA, 1071 nt
Organism: Knipowitschia caucasica
Lineage: Eukaryota; Metazoa; Chordata; Actinopteri; Gobiiformes; Gobiidae
Source: the annotation of a GenBank genome assembly